CGAAUACCUAUGCCAGCUCUCUUCCAGAGCCGGCCGACCCCAAUCUCUCAUCCACAGCGAGUUGCAAACCUCCUGUGCAAAUGCUCUCUCCUCGGGUCUGAAAACCUGCAUCGAGCGUAGCAUCGCCAUCAGCGCCUGCCUCUCGUCUACCCGCACAGUCUCUAAGCCCGCCUUCGCCUGAGGCUCCUGUAUGCUAUAUUCAAACCUGCGGUCCCAAGUCCGGCGUUUGCCAUCAAGGCCUCUAGACGUUUGCUCCAGAUCCAACUCGCCCUCUUCAUUGAACCGGUCAAGCCUGCUGCUUCACACUUGCCACACGACUCAAGCGGAUGAGUACGCCGUAGCCACGAGCUCCGUGACCGUGACGGCCGACUCGACCACAACGAAGAAUAUUUCGGGGUCUGUAAAGACGGGUACCACCAUUUUCGAAAUCGGCGAAUGGGACGCGCAACCAACCGGCUUCCGCAACGCAGCCAACCAGCUUCGCAUGCAUCCCUCCGACUCGCGCAUGUCCUCCUGGGGUCCUCUGACCUACACCAUCGGUAGCUCCGCCCUGGCCGACUUUCCAAUGGCCGUGUUCAAGAGCGUCAACAACACGGUCACUAUCAAGUUUACCGCGACAUCCUCUCUCAGACCGGAGCAGCGACUCUGCGGAUUGGGCCGACAUUGUCGUUUGCCGGCGGACGGCCCCAGGCGACGGUUCUCCCCCUUUCGAAUGAUCAACAAUUAUACCGGGAGCGCGCCAGCAGCCCCGACGAAUCUUGAUUCUCGGGGCGUCACUCGCGGAGCCUAUCGGGGGCUUGGCGAGGUGUAUGAUGUGUCGAUUCCUUCGGGCACGAUUGUCGCGGGGACGAACACGAUCACGAUCAAUGUGAUUUCAGGAAGCUCUGGGGACACGGAGUCCGAACUUUAUCUUCGGUUGUGUGGAGUUACUCCAAUAAUGGGCUUUCGUGGAUUGAGAUGAGCUGGUCAGCUUAACUAGUGGGAUAGGUGGAGGCCUUCGCAUGACUGUUCGGACCCUUUCAUGAUCAGGGAUGGCUGAUCUCACAACUAGAAGGAUCCUGGUUGGUGGACUCGCAGUAUCAUUAUGAUCCGCGGCAGUAAGAACAGUUUCAUGGUUUUCAACUUGUG
Aspergillus saccharolyticus JOP 1030-1 is the source of this 1128-nucleotide messenger RNA. It is a transcript of the gene rglA, whose product is annotated as putative rhamnogalacturonase B. The record is from RefSeq and is a predicted model, not a curated record. The coding region runs from base 191 to 961 and encodes 256 amino acids. The transcript is spliced from 6 exons. Gene Ontology annotation, molecular function: carbon-oxygen lyase activity, acting on polysaccharides. Lineage: Eukaryota; Fungi; Ascomycota; Eurotiomycetes; Eurotiales; Aspergillaceae. Gene Ontology annotation, biological process: pectin catabolic process.